AAAAACCAUCAAAAUUUAGGGUUUUGUCGUUAAAAACACCGCGGUUCAGCCCCUUCAAAUCAUCGUCUUCCUUCUGCAUCCUCUCUUCUUCACUCUUCACCAUGAGCAGGUCAGGCCAGCCACCGGAUUUGAAGAAGUACAUGGACAAACAGCUUCAAAUCAAGCUGAAUGCAAAUCGCAUGAUUGUUGGUACUCUCCGGGGCUUUGACCAGUUUAUGAAUUUGGUUGUUGACAAUACUGUGGAGGUGAAUGGCAAUGAGAAAAAUGAGAUAGGGAUGGUGGUAAUCAGAGGAAAUAGUGUGGUAACUGUAGAGGCACUUGAACCAGUAAACAGGAGUAUCUGAUAAGUGUUUCUUGUAAACAUUUAUAAGUAAAUUGUACGGUUUAAGGUUUCAAUUCAACAAUUGCCGGUUUCUGAAUGUAAUUGGGAAUCUUAGUAUUGCCAUGCUAGCGGCUAAUAUGAGAUUUUGUUUCUGGUUUAUUUUCAAUCCAGGAUACCUUCAGUAGUUCAGUGGAUUGUAUUGGGUUUAACUAAAAUGAUGUAUAUGUCUUCUUCAGUUGAAUUGAUACUUUUCUACUGCAUAUAACAUUGGCAAUUCUCACUUUCUUUUUA
This is a messenger RNA of Vicia villosa (hairy vetch), 613 nucleotides long. RefSeq names its product probable small nuclear ribonucleoprotein G. Gene Ontology annotation, cellular component: precatalytic spliceosome; U2 snRNP; U4 snRNP. The record is from RefSeq and is a predicted model, not a curated record. The transcript has 4 exons. Gene Ontology annotation, biological process: spliceosomal snRNP assembly; mRNA splicing, via spliceosome. Lineage: Eukaryota; Viridiplantae; Streptophyta; Magnoliopsida; Fabales; Fabaceae. Gene Ontology annotation, molecular function: RNA binding. The coding region runs from base 102 to 344 and encodes 80 amino acids.